GUAGAAGUUGAAUUGUUACGCGCGAAAUUCAAAUGGCGCAACUUGACACGCGAUGAAUCAUAAUGCUUUUAACGAUCAAACAAUCUCUAAGGGCAAAUAAAACUGCAUGCGUUUUUCUUUCGCAUUAAUUAGAAAUCUCUCACGUUAUUUGUGAACAAAAUAAGAGUAAACAAAAAAAAAAAGUAAGAAAACAAAUAAUGUCGAAUGCAACGUACAACGAACUUUGGAAAGAGACACAAAACACAUUAGAUGAAUUAAUACGUGCGGAUUCGUGUGUGCAAAAUUCAAAACCACAAAAAGAUCGAAAUAAAGCACAUCAAAUUAUUUCGGAAUUGUAUGUUAAAUACAUCAUUGUUUGUAACAAGUUAGAAGAGUGUUACGAUCAAAUAAUUCAACCACAAAAACGUAUCCUACUUAAGAAAUUAUUGGACUCAGUGAUAGGAAGAGUUUUAGAAUUGAAACAUGAAUUGGUAAACGUUGAUCUUUCUGAACAUAGUUAUUACGAUGAUAUAUUAAUUAAAUAUGGUGUUACUCCGGAAGAUGUUGAAAUUCGUAUACCGAGAUACUUUAGGAGAGAACGUCAAAAGGAAAUAGACGAUAGGCGAGAAUUCAUAGAAAAUACUUUGAGAAAUGUUGGUUUUCUCGACGAUAUUGUUGUAUCCAAAACGAUGAGCGAGUUAGAAGCUGUGAGAUUAAUUCAGGCUCAGGAAAGAGCAAGACAAGGACGAGUAAGAUUUCAAUUUAUGAAGGAGAUACGACAAAUGAAAGAAAAAUCAAUGGUUAAGCAAGAGGCAGAGGAAAUAGAUCAGGAAAACAUUGAAGCUGCUGCGAUAAAAAUUCAAAAAAUUUGGAAAGGUUACAAGACUCGACGUUGGAUACGAAAAAGGCGAUUAGACGAAAUGCUGCUAAUAGGUAUGCUCCCACCUAACGAAGUAACGAUGGAAAAUAUUCGGCAAACAGACAAAAUUAUACAUUAUCGUCAUGAAAAGCAGAUCAAAUUUCAAGAAAUCUAUGAAAAAUUGAUAAAUGAGAUUACAGAGAAAAUUCGCAAAGAAAGGAGUGCCGUAAUGGAAGAGAAUAUCAGAAGCGAAAUUCGAAACUGGAUAAAUGAUUACUUUCAGCAGACCGGCAAAAUUCCGGAUUUACCAUCUGUUGAAAGUGGAGGUUCCAGAUUUAUUUUCAGUAGGCAGGGAACAGAGAGUACGAUAAGUAAAUCAACUGGAGUAUCUUCGAAAGAAUCGAGAAAAUCGAAAAAGUCGAAAACGAAAAAAAGUAGCGAGCCUGAAAAAUCGGAAGAUGAAACCGAGCUGAGUUACUUCAAAUCUAUACCUUCGAAUUUUCUUCCAGAAUUGGUUAAUUUACAAGAAGAGUAUCAAAAAGUAUGGAAAAACAAAGACGAGUCUAUGAAUCCUAUGCAGGAGCCUUAUAAAGAUAUGAUAGAAGCUGAUAAAACUGAACAAAUUAAAGAAGAAAUUAGAAUUGGAGUUGAUGAAAAAUUGAGAGAUGAUAUAGAAGCUCUUCAAGCAGCUUUGGACAGAGAUAAGGGUAUUAAAAGUAAACGUGGUAAAAAAACGCAAAAACGUAUUCGUCGUAGUGGAAAAAAGAAUAAAAAGAAAAAAGAAAAGGAUUUGACUCCAGAUAGAACGACAGAAUCCCUUUUCGAAGAACUACUCACUCAAGGAAUUAUUAAACUCUAUCGAGAAAUUCCAUUGGCUGAUUUUAAAGUCGAGAAAUCUUAUGCUAAUUAUGAACUUGUUCAGAAUGAUAAAGAUACUUUACCAACGCUAGGUGACAUCAGACAAUUAAUCAAAGAAUAUUGUAUUCUUCCUUUAGGCAAUAAUCUUCUCAGAGAACUAACACCUCUAGUAAGAUCAGUCCUAAUAGCAGGACCUCGUGGAAGCGGGAAGAAAAUGUUGGUAAACGCUAUUUGUACUGAAUUAGGUGCUACUCUUUUCGAUAUUACACCUUCUAAUAUUGUUGGCAAAUAUCCUGGAAAAACUGGAUUAAUUAUGUUAGUCCAUUUGAUAUCCAAGGUUUCGCGAUUAUUACAACCAUCGAUCAUUUUUAUGGAUAAUGCUGAAAAAGCAUUUGUUAAAAAACCACCAAAAACUGACAAAACUGAUCCUAAACGUCUAAAGAAAGAUUUACCCAAGUUGAUAAAAAGUAUCACUAAUGAGGAUAAAGUUAUACUAAUUGGAACGACUAGUUCACCUUGGGACGCCGAUCAAAAAUUAUUAUAUCAAACUUAUGAUAAAAUAAUAUAUCUUCCCAGGCCAGAUUACGGUAGCAUGUCACUUGUCUGGAGAAGUUUAUUAUAUAAGUAUUCCGGAAUAAGCAGGCAAUUUGAUAUAUCAGCAAUGAAUAAAAUUUGUGACGGAUUUACUAUUGGUACGAUAUUGGAUGCCAUUAAUGAGGUUAUGACGACGAAACGAAUGGUACAAUUAAGAACACAACCGUUAACACAUGCAGAAUUAAUUAACGCCAUUAGUACCAAAGAUCCCGUUUAUCGCGAAGAAGAAGACACAUUUUUAUCAUGGUUCUCUCGAACACCAACUUGUCGAAAAAAACAAAGAGCUUUGGAGUUGGAACGACAAAGGCUCGAAGAAGCAAAUGAAGUUAUGAAAAAGAAAGGAAAAAAUGGGCAAAAACAAAAAAGAAAUGAGAUCAGCGCUUGAACGCAACGCAAUAUUUAAAUCGUGCAUUACGAAAAUAUCAUCAAUAGUUGUUAAUCUAUUACAUUUUUUUUUAUAAUGAUACCAUACUCCUUAUCACAUAAUACAUAUAAACUUUCCUGUUAUCAAUGAACUUGACAAAGAAAACAAUUCCAAUGAUGAUUUACGUAAUCCAUUAGGAUGUAUAAUGUAAAAUCGAAUAUAUUUAGACUAAUUAUGGUUGAAGUGAAGAAUAAAAGAAAAAGAAAAAGAAAAAGAAAAAGAAAAAAAUGAUUUUCACGCAAAGAUUAAGUGUUCACACCAUGAUUAUUGUUUGAAUGAUCAUAUUUUAUAAUUGAUAUUACGUAUUUACGUUAGUUACAUUUCAUUAAAAAUAGAAGAGGAACAUUUUAAAGCACGCGUUUGACACGAUGAUUAACGAUGGCCCCUAAUCGACCUAUGAUAACAAGAAUGUUCUUUGAUUGAUAAAAACAGAAAACUUGUGUUUCAAAAUCUAAAUG
Messenger RNA from Polistes dominula (European paper wasp), 3172 nucleotides. RefSeq names its product dynein regulatory complex subunit 11. The record is from RefSeq and is a predicted model, not a curated record. Lineage: Eukaryota; Metazoa; Arthropoda; Insecta; Hymenoptera; Vespidae. Gene Ontology annotation, molecular function: ATP binding; protein binding; ATP hydrolysis activity.